AGACGCUGCGCGAGGAUCUGUUUCGAGCCUUACGUCUAGGCCAGAAUAGGAUCUGUUCUCUUACAGCGAGAGGUAUGCAGCAUAGCGCUACGGCAACAUUUAUGCAGCCAUGCUAUUCGCGCCCACACCAACAAACAUCGAUGGAGCCAAGGCGACCACAAAACUGGUAUUUUCUAGGAGUUGUCUACCUCAUCGGCUCGAGUUUGCCACUGGGAUGCACCGAAGCGGUUGUGUAUCGUAAAACACCAUCGAACUGGUUCACGUUCGGAAGUUGGCAUGUCAACUGAGGUGAUCAACACACAUCCGAAUGUGUCCAUUUUCUGAUUGGCUGUCAAGACAUCCUAUCGCACUUGCUUGAUAAUCUGCACCUUGCUCAAGGACGG
This is a messenger RNA of Aureobasidium pullulans EXF-150, 383 nucleotides long. RefSeq lists its product as uncharacterized. The transcript is spliced from 2 exons. The coding region runs from base 75 to 287 and encodes 70 amino acids. NCBI's taxonomy places the organism in Eukaryota, Fungi, Ascomycota, Dothideomycetes, Dothideales, Saccotheciaceae. The record is from RefSeq and is a predicted model, not a curated record.